AUAUUAGCAGGUGCAGGGGUGCUGGUACUACUGCCGCUGCUUGGUGUGCAACCCCGGCUUCCUGAUCGACCAACUAAUCGAUUCCUCGGUUCUCAUCUUUCUUUUAGACAACAGCCCGCCCGUAGCCAGACCUCUAGAUCUCUUCCAGUUAUCCCUCUCUCUCUUCCCUUUCCUCUCCCUCUUCUCUUCCUCUCUCUCGCUCUUACUUUGCCCACCUCUCCCCCUCUCUCCGUCCUCUCUUCCGAUUCUUCCCUUCUCUGCUCUUCCUCUCUCGCACCCUCUCGCACCCUCCCCCCCUUACCCGUCCUCUUGUCUCUAUCCUCGCCCUCUCUUUCUCUCCUCCGCUCCCGUCCGUCCUCGUUUCUCUCCACCGCGUUGCUGCUGGUUACAGCUCGAGGAGAGACGUUGAUCAUUGGUAGCGGCCGUGGGAGCAUAGAUAUCAGUCUUCGGAUAAGCUCUCCGUAUCUGCCUGCUUGCUACGCCGGGAAAGGCUUCCUUAACUCCCCCCGCCCCCCCUUCGCGAGCGCGUGAUUCCAUCGUAGAGCUUUUAUGACCCGACGCUUCUAAGCUCGGGGUCAAGCUCUGGCUCAGCAAGCCCAGGCACAGGCAUGUUCCAGCCUCAACCAACUCCGUUCGCCUACUCUUCCUAUGGAAUCACCAUAGCCAACGCAGAAAUCCCCGAGUACGCCUUCCAGCCCACGCCGCUGGGGCACAUCGGAACGGGGCACGUUGGAGGGGCGGGCGUGGUUGCAGGUGGACCAACCGCCGACCUCUUCACCUCCCCCGUCUUCCACCACCGCCACCACCACCACCACAGCUCCAUACUACCCGCCAGCAAUCCCAGAAAUCCCAGCCAUCAUCUUUCCUACAACUCCGCGAUACCCCACAAUAAUCACCAACAACACCAUAACCACCACAAUCAUAACCAAACUCAUCGCACCGUCAAGAUGGAACCACAGCAUCCAAACGACAUCGCCCAGCAGGAGGCCGCUGCCCGCGAUUACAAGCCCCAGCUAGAGGGCCCAUUGGUCGGCGAGAAGAGGCCGAGCACGGCGAUCACGGAAGAGUACGCCAAAGCAGAUCCCAUCUACGUCACCAAGACGAUGGCGUUGCCGCAGACGUAUUCGCACUAUCGCCCUAUUCAGGGUGACGGCAAUUGCGGUUGGCGAGCAAUCGUGUUCGGCUACUUCGAGACCCUCGUUCGAUGUGGUGACCUAGCCCAUGUUCAAGGCGAGCUGGCUCGACUGACCAGCCUCAACACCCUCAUCGAGAACGUCGGCGGGCAUAAUGCUUGGCUGUUCGAGGAUAUGGUGUCGGAGACGUUCGACCUGUUUAGCGCCAUCAUCGCCGCCAUGAUGAACGACGGCGAUGCCAUGCCGCUGGUGACGGAUAGGUUCAACAAUCUCGAGUCCUCGCAGAACAUCGUCUACCACCAACGCCUACUGGCGUCUUCGUGGUUGAAAGGCAACUACGCUCAAUAUGAACCCUGGAUAGAGGGCGGCGUCGAGAACUAUGUGCAAAAUAUCAUCAUGCCGAUCGACAGGGAGAUCGAUCACAUAGGUGUCGUAUUACUCCACGGCGUCCUGCUCAAGCCGGCGAAUGUCGUCCUGGAGAUCGCCUACCUAGAUAGGAGUGACGGGUCUAAGGUCAACACGCACAGGAUGCCCGAGGAGGCCAACGACCAAGAUCCAACCACGUUGGGGCCCAUAAUUUACCUACUCUACCGUCCCGGACACUACGACAUUUUGUACCGCGAUUCGUUAAUACAACCGGCGCCCAUCCCUCCUCCACCAACCUCGUUACAAAUCCACCGGGCGACGUCCUUGACGCAUCCCCCCGAGAUUGAGCACACUAUCCCGUCACUGCAAGACUUCUCGACAGUAGAUAUGAGCGCGCUGGCUAUGAUACCGGGUUACGCGCCGCCAGAUAUGUCGCCUCUAGCAUCACCGCCGGCCGCGCCGUCCCCUAUGACGGAUAUCUAUGUUCCUUCUCCUCAAUCGCCGUGGAUGCCGCAGCCUUUCUCGGAUACCUUAACGGGUCCUGCUCCCGCUCCACAACCGAGCCCUCCGCAACAGCAACCGCCGACGCCGAUGACUGUACACCCCCUCCGUUUCAGCAAAUACAACUUCCCCGAUUUAGUUGAGUCGAGCACCUUUCCCGAGCCUUCCUUCACGACGAACACCUUCAAGAACAGCCAUUUCAACGUCGCCCAUUACAACAACAUGAAUUUCCAGCCCGAGAUGUAUCGGCCCGAGGCGGAAGAGGAGGUACCUCACGCGAAGAAUAGCAGCGGUGGUCGGAAACGAAGUAGUGGUGAGCAGCAUUGCGCGGUCAUCAAAAAAGAGAACAGGGGUUAGAGGCGUUCCGCCUUUUUUUUUAUAACUCUUCUUUCCCCGUGGUCCCAUGAGCAUUGUUCCAUUCGGGGUCGGCAGCACUUGUUCGUCUACUACUUCGUCUUAUUAUGACAAACGGCGUUACUUGGUAAUGAAAGACUGCGCGCGGCACUGGGUCACGGCCGAUCCGGUAACGAUAUACCAUCAGAGAUGAGAUAAUGAGAUGCAGGCCCUGAGGUGAUCCGUCGAUGUCGAGGACAGACGGGGACAGCUAGGGAAUUUUUGUUGGUACCUAAUUGCAGGACACUGAACGUGAGACAGCAGGAGAUAGUGCUGCGCAGAUCGCUCUUCUCUCUCACACCCACACACCCACACACCUACACACACACACACACACACACACACACAUGCGCACACGCACACACGCACACACGCACAGCAUCAUGGUCGGCCAAGACUGAGAGCAUAGAGAGAUAGGUUGAUACAGUUUGGAGCCGAUAACUAUUAAUUCGAAUGUCUUCAUCCUACGUACGUGGUGCAAGGGUGCGGUGCAUACCACCAUGCUCUCCCGGCGGCAUUGUAGGGCGUUGCUGAACCGCGCGAUGGGGAGGGGAGGGGAGGGGG
Durotheca rogersii is the source of this 2957-nucleotide messenger RNA. RefSeq names its product cysteine proteinase. Gene Ontology annotation, molecular function: cysteine-type deubiquitinase activity; ubiquitin binding. The transcript is spliced from 4 exons. Lineage: Eukaryota; Fungi; Ascomycota; Sordariomycetes; Xylariales; Xylariaceae. Gene Ontology annotation, cellular component: nucleus. The record is from RefSeq and is a predicted model, not a curated record. Bases 609 to 2357 code for a protein of 582 amino acids. Gene Ontology annotation, biological process: protein K48-linked deubiquitination.